UUGAAACAGCCCGGCCUCGGUCAGAUAGAUUAUAAGCGACGUAAAACACUGGAUGAUCUCACUAGCACUGUUGCGUAGAGGCGCUCCUGCGUUUUCGUUUCCCAUCUCUCUGGUUUGAAGCAUAGUCUAUUGGUUUCAGUUUUGUGCCCUGAUAGAACUGUUGGAAAAUGGCUGGCGCAUUGGAUUCGCCGGACAAGAUGUCCCAAGGCAUAUCCACCGGGUUGAAUACGAGAAAAACGUGCAAUAUCUGUGUUCUCGGUGCCGGAUGUAUCGGCUUAUCAUCGGCUAUAGCGCUGGCGGAGAGUGUCGGAUCCUGUAGGAACGCGAGCAGCCGCGUGACCAUCACCGUCCUGGCUGAGAACUUUCACCCGCACACGACUAGCAAUGUGGCAGCCGGCAUCUGGGAGCCUUACGACAUCAAGACGACGCCAGCCGAGCGUGGUGAGCGAUGGUGCAGGGAAACUCUACACUGGAUGCAGCGAGUCUAUCACUCGGACAUGAACGAGGCGGAGAAGAUUGGCAUCCUCUCAUGCCCUCUCACCAGUGUGCAGUGCUCCGCAGACAGUGUGAAAGGACUCGUGCAGCCUGUGGAUGCUCUGGAGAAAUUUGGCUGUGACGUGAGGAGAUUGAGCGACAAUCAGGUUGCGUCAUACGGAAUGGAAGAUCUGCAGUCCGGCUUUCACCUGCAGACAACCAUCGCAGACACUAGUUAUCUCCUGCCAUGGAUGAUGAGAAGAUGCAAACAGCUCGGCGUUGCUUUUGAAAAGCGCAGUGUACAGCGACUGACAGACUUGAGCGGGGAAUUCGACGCAGUGAUCAACUGCUGCGGGCUGCCUCGCUCUUUGUUGACUGACGAUCAGGACGCGUAUCCUAUUGGAGGACAGGUGGUGCGUGUACAUGCACCUUGGGUCACAGAAGCCACGCUCAUGAUCAACAGUGAUGGCAAACUGACCUAUGUAAUACCACAAGUAGACUGCGUCGUCCUGGGAGGAACUUACAAGCGACACGACUGGAAUCUGGAAGAGGACAAAGGUGAGACAGCUGGCAUUCUGCAGCGCUGCUCCAAAGUCAUACCAAGUCUGCGGGACGCAGUCAUACUUCGAGUGGACGUUGGUCUGCGUCCGGCACGCAGCUCUGGUAUUCGCCUGGAAUCUCAACGACUUUUUCAGCCCACCAGUGGACGAGAUCUUUUCGUUGUGCAUAAUUACGGACAUGCUGGCUGCGGCAUCACUGUGCACUAUGGAUGCGCCAAAGAAGCCGCCAGUAUUAUGAUGCAGUGGCUGGGUACCCAGAUUGUUACCAUGGAAAACAACCAUGUGUCAUGAAGCGGCCAAACGACCCCCCCCCACCCCACCCCCUUAAACCAGUACUUUCCCCGUCCAUUGCUACUUGAAAACGUUUCAGCCACGAUCCAAGACAUACAUGCACACGUACAUGAUUGUAGAUAUCAAUAAUGGUCGAGCGCAUGAAAUGGGUUGAGGUCUGAGGUUAUGAUUAUGUAAAAACGUAAUUUUUAUCAGUAAUUCACCAAAAAGUACGUUUUGUUUUGUCAUCAGAGCAAAUUCUCCCUAUGUACAGGUAUAUCGACCGAGAAAGAUGCCUCCAUCAAAGUGUGUGGCUACCAACCAGAGCUAGACAAGAACAUCAAGCGCAUUAGUCUAAACAGGUUGGUAGAUGUCUCGACUUGUGACGCAGCACCACCUGGUGUUCAGCGUUUUUAUAAAAAAAUGUAAUAGCUUAAU
Molecule: messenger RNA, 1742 nt
Organism: Sycon ciliatum
Lineage: Eukaryota; Metazoa; Porifera; Calcarea; Leucosolenida; Sycettidae
Product: D-aspartate oxidase-like
Exons: 1
Coding region: 168-1325 (385 amino acids)
Biological process (GO): D-amino acid catabolic process
Cellular component (GO): cytoplasm
Molecular function (GO): FAD binding; D-amino-acid oxidase activity
Source: RefSeq, a predicted model, not a curated record